Microbotryum saponariae is the source of this 1383-nucleotide messenger RNA. Lineage: Eukaryota; Fungi; Basidiomycota; Microbotryomycetes; Microbotryales; Microbotryaceae. The record is from the annotation of a GenBank genome assembly.
AUGCCUUCCACUCAAUCCACCAGUGCCCAAACCACCCUAACUUCCACCACCACCCCGAACAAGGGUGCGCUCGGUUCGAUCGGCCUUCGCGGUUCCUACGAGCCUUUGGUCGCCAAAAGUCUACUCGACGGGUACAAGAGCUCUGAUGUCACUCCCGUCAUUGGACGCGAGUACCCCGACCUUCAGCUGUCCGAACUCUUGAAAGCCCCUAACGCCGACGAGCUCAUCCGCGACCUCGCAAUCGUCAUCUCUCAACGCGGGGUGGCGUUCUUCAAGAACCAGUCGCUCACGAUUCAUGAGCAGAAAGAAGUCCGUCGGAUUUCACCAUUGACGUCGGACGCUCGGUUCCAAAUCAGCCAAUGUUAACCCACACGCCCUCUUCUCGGUUUCUUGCAGCUCGGCAACAAGCUCGGUGCUCUCAGCGGCCGGCCCUCGGCUUCGGGCCUCCACAUCCAUCCCACCGAGCGCUCUGCCGAGCUACCCAAUGACGUCUCAACCAUCUACUCGCAGCGUCAGGCGUACCACAAGCACAGGACCGCCCUCGGCCGCUUGGCAUCGCGUGGCUGGCACAGCGAGUGAGUCCGGGAUCCCAGCUCGCUAUUUCACCGCGCCCGUUGCCUGACUGACGUUUGGAUCGAAAAGCAUCACCUUCGAGCCUAUUCCUUCCGAUUUCGCAAUCCUCAAGAUCAAGACUCUACCCGAGACCGGGGGCGACACCCUGUGGGCCUCUGCCUACGAGGCGUACGACCGUCUCAGCCCGGCUUACAAGAAGUUCGUUGAGGGCUUGACCGCCGAGCAUGAGGGCAACGGCUUCCACCAGGUCGCUGCGGCGUAAGUAUCAACAAUCUAUGAAGUUCUUUUGCAAAUUAUUCAUUUCUAAUAUGUUCCCCUUCUCUACAGACAAGGCACUAAGGUCUACUCCGAGGUCAGGGGCAACCCAGCGAACGUCGGCAACGACCUUCGUGCGAUCCACCCCGUUGUGCGCACCAACCCAAUCACGGGUUGGAAGGGCCUCUUCAUCAACCAAGGCUUCACGAAGCGCAUCGUCGAGUUGACCAAGGACGAGUCGGACGAGACACUCGCGUACCUGUUCAAACUCUACAACCAGAACCACGAUCUUCAGGUUCGCUACCGCUGGUCCAAGAACGAUGUCGCCAUCUGGGCCAACGGUCCGACUGUUCACACUGGUGAGUCGUUCGCAACCGGUUUCCUCGUCAUCGGAGUAAUGUGCUGAAUUUGAUAGUCCCCACUAUUCCUACAGCGACGUACGACUAUGACGACACCCGCGAAGGGGAUCGCGUGGUCUCGCUCGGAGAGAAGCCUUAUUACGAUUCUCAAUCCGUCAGCCGCCGCGAAGCUCUCGGUAUUGAAUCGUUCGUUUAA